GAUCUCUUUCGUCGUAAAACAUAGUCUUCUCCGACGAAACUUCGUUGUUUUAAUCGUCCCAAAAACAUAAACAAAAUAGAGCAAGCAGUAUUUUACUCUUUUAUUGUACUUUAAAUAACGAUGGACGAAAAUUCAGCUAUGAUUGAGCAAAUUCUCAGAGAAGUAGAAAAUGAUAACGGAAGAAACGGGGAAAUUAAUGAAUGGCAAACGGUUUCGUAUUCGAAACGGAAUCGGAAACCUUCGAAACCUCAUCCGCCGGGAAGUCUCUCCUUUGAUCUUCACAAUGGCGGCGUCUCCUCCGACGUCUUCAGUUCGAUCGAAAAGCAUUCUGAGGAUCGCCGUCGUCGAGCCGCCGAAGCUGUUGCGGCGGUUGAAGCAGAGGCGGCGGUCUCUUCUCCUGUCGCUAACGGACUGAAGUUUGACGGUAAAGAUGAUAGUGACACCGGUGCUGCGGGGGAGAACGGUGCUGUGGAGAUUAAAAAGGUAAAGCAGAAGAAGCCGAAAAAACCGAAGGUGACUGUAGCGGAAGCUGCUCUGAAGAUUGACGCCGGUGAUCUAAGCGCUUUUCUUAUUGAUAUAACUAGCUCUUAUGAGACACAGCAAGAUAUACAAUUAAUGAGAUUCGCAGAUUACUUUGGAAGAGCAUUUGCUUCUGUGAGUGCAGCUCAAUUCCCUUGGCUAAAAAUUUUCAAAGAAUCUACUGUUUCGAAAUUGGUUGAUAUUCCUCUUUCAAAUGUUCCGGAAGAUGUUUAUAAGAUAUCCGUUGAUUGGUUGAACCUGCGAUCUUCGGACGCGUUAGUAUCUUUUGUGUUAUGGUCACUGGACAGCAUACUGGCUGACCUUGCUAAUCAUCAAGGAACUACUAAGGGAUCAAAGAAAGUCCCUCAGCAAGCAUCAUCUAAGUCUCUGGUUGCUAUAUUUCUGGUUUUAUCAAUGGCACUAAGAAGAAAGCCUGAUGUUUUGAUCAAUUUGGCACCAACAUUGAGGGAAGAUCCGAAAUAUCAGGGACAGUAUAAACUGCCAAUCAUUGUGUGGAUGAUUGCUCAGGCCACCCAAGGAGAUUUAGCUGUGGGGCUGUACAUGUGGGUACAUGUUCUGCUGCCUAUGCUAAGUGGCACGUCAAGUUGUAAUCCUCAGUCUAGAGACUUGAUCUUGCAGCUGGUAGAGAGAAUAAUUUCCUCCCCGAAAGCUCGUCCUAUUUUAGUUAAUGGUGCUGUCAGAAAGGGAGAUCGACUGGUGCCACCUUCUGACCUUGAUAUUUUGAUGAGACUCACCUUUCCUGCACCCUCAGCUCGAGUUAAGGCAACAGAGAGGUUUGAAGCUAUUUAUCCUACCCUGAAGGAGGUUUCCCUUGCUGGUUCUCCAGGAAGCAAAUCAAUGAAACAAGUUGGCCAGCAGAUACUGAACUAUGCUGUAAAAGCUGCCGGAGAAGGUGUUCCUGAAUUAUCAAAGGAAGCAAGUGAUAUUUUUAUUUGGUGUUUAACUCAAAAUCCUGAGUGUUAUAAGCAAUGGGAUGCGCUUUAUAUCGAUAAUCUUGAAGCAAGUGUUUCUGUUUUGAGAAAACUUGCGACUGAAUGGAAGGAGCAUUCUGUGAAACAUUCUACAGUUGAUCCAUUAAGGGAAACUUUAAAAAGUUUCAGGCUGAAGAAUGAGAAAGCAGAAGUCAAUGCCGAUGCAUCAUUGAAGGAGGCAGACAAGCUCUGCAAGUUGAUUUUGGGACAUCUAUCACAAGGACAUGGAUGCUUGAAAGGUGUGUUAUUCGCCUCUAUUGCGCUAGCAGCAGGUCUCACUUUCAUAUCCCAAAAUGUCCAACCUUUGAGCUUAGAUAAGUUCUCUGCAAUCUUCAAUCUAUCUUAGGCAGGAAUUUAGUCAAAUAGGCAGGAAUUUGUCUUUGACUAAGGUACACCAGCCAUAGGUUUAAAUAUGUUCACAACAGGGGACACAUCUUGAGAUACUUGGUCGGAGGUUCGAGUGUUUUCAUGUUUAAUUAUUGAAAAUUUUCGGUUUUUUAACAAAAGAUCAGGCCCCGGCUGCCGAGAUGUGUGUUGAUAACCUAGUAUUGGCCUGUCUGGGUUUGUGAUGUUUCAAGUUGUUAGCCCUUUUUUAAUGACCAACUUAUAGUUGUUUGGUUUUAUUUUCUGGUUA
Molecule: messenger RNA, 2145 nt
Organism: Hibiscus syriacus
Lineage: Eukaryota; Viridiplantae; Streptophyta; Magnoliopsida; Malvales; Malvaceae
Product: transmembrane protein 214-like
Exons: 10
Coding region: 121-1857 (578 amino acids)
Cellular component (GO): endoplasmic reticulum; Golgi apparatus
Source: RefSeq, a predicted model, not a curated record